Molecule: messenger RNA, 968 nt
Organism: Zingiber officinale
Lineage: Eukaryota; Viridiplantae; Streptophyta; Magnoliopsida; Zingiberales; Zingiberaceae
Product: adenylate isopentenyltransferase-like
Exons: 1
Coding region: 1-909 (302 amino acids)
Biological process (GO): tRNA modification; cytokinin biosynthetic process
Cellular component (GO): mitochondrion
Molecular function (GO): tRNA dimethylallyltransferase activity
Source: RefSeq, a predicted model, not a curated record
AUGUCGAGCCAUGGCGACGAGGAUGAAACGCACGGUGAAGAAAAGGACAGAAUAGUCGUAAUCAUGGGCGCCACCGGCACGGGCAAGUCCAAUCUGUCUAUAGAAUUGUCCGCCGCAUUUUCCGGCGAAGUCAUAAAUUCCGACAAGAUUCAAGUCUACCGCGGCCUCGACAUCGUCACGAACAAAAUCUCGAGGGAGGAGAGUCGCGGCGUGCCGCACCAUUUGUUCGACGCGUUCGAUCCCGCCGCCGGCGAGAUGUCUGCCUCUGACUUUCAAGCCUUGGCGAGCCAGACAAUCCGCGACAUAGCCGCCCGCGGCUGCAUCCCCAUCGUCGUCGGAGGGUCGAACUCGUUCGUCUUCGCGUUGCUCACGGGUCUGUGCGAUCCCGAACACUACGCGUCGCUCGAGCAUCGAUUGGAUGAGCUGCGGUACGACGGCUGCUUCAUUUGGAUGCAUGUGGAUGCAGAGGUGCUAACAGAGAGCCUCGAUCGGAGAAUCGAUGGGAUGGUGGAGAGGGGCAUGGUGGAGGAGCUGGAUCGUUACUUCGCGACCGAAGAAGGUUCCAAGAAUCAGCAUCCCGGGCUGGGGAAGGCCAUCGGGGUGUCGGAGUUUCGGGCCUACUUCACCGGGGAAGAUGGGCGAACAGAGGAGGCGUUUGAGGCGGCCCUUGCGGCCAUGAAGGCCAACACACGGGAACUGAUGGAGAAGCAGGUUAAGAAGAUCGAGCAACUGGCGUCGCUGGGAUGGCCGUUGCUGCGGAUGGACGCGACGGCGGCCGUGGCGGCCAAGCUGGCCGGGGUGCCUGACGCAGCCGUGGCCGAGGCCUUGGAGACUGACGUGGUGGGGCCGAGCAAGGCUGCUGUGGCAAGGUUUCUUCAAGGACUAAACGCUCAUUCUUCUUCUGAUUGAUGUGGACUUAAUUUGUACUCAUCGUAAUUAAAUAAAUGAUUAAAGUAUUGCGUGAUUAA